GCAAGCUGUUUUUAAGGACGAUUUCAUGCAUUAAGCCAAACCCAACAUAGCUCCUGAACUUGCAGCUCUUCCUCAUCACAUCAAUGGCGGAUGAUGUGAAGCUACAUGGACUCUGGUCGAGUCCAUUCACCCAGAGAGUCAUCUGGGCUCUCCAAUUGAAGGGUCUGAGCUACGAGUACAUAGCUGAAGAUAUCAUCUGCAAGAGCGAGUCGCUGGUGCGAUACAAUCCGGUCCACAAGAAGGUCCCUGUGCUCGUUCAUGGUGGGAAACCGGUCACGGAGUCGAUGCUGAUCGUUGAGUACAUUGAUGAGACAUGGGCGCAGAAUCCGCUUCUUCCUCAAGAUGCUCACGAGAGGGCCGUGGUCCGAUUCUGGGCUAAGUUCAUCGAGGAGAAGUCUAUACCCAUGAUGGCUUUCUUUCGUCACGUCGGAGAAGACCAAGAAAAGGCCAUCAACUUCACCUUGGACACCUUCAAAACAAUAGAAGAGAAUGGCCUCGGCGGAAACAAGUUCCUCGGAAGCGAGGAGGUAUCGCUCGCGGACAUCGCCUUGGGAUGGAUCGUUCACACCCUGCCCGUCAUGGAAGAUAUAAUAGGAGUGAAGCUCGUGAAAGCCGAAACGUUCCCACUUUUGCACGAAUGGAUGGAGAACUUCAAGCAAGUUUCAGUCAUCAAGUCAAGCCUUCCAGAUUAUGCGAGAGCCCUCGACUACUUCAGGGCAAAAAGAGAGAUGUUCAUCAAAUUAGGCGAAAAGCACUGAAAAAGAUCAUAGCAUGAGUUUCUUUCUCGUUGUUGUUUUUCAUAGAUAAGAUUGUAUGGACUCUUGUUGUUCUGGUUGCUUAUGAACCCGAUAAAGAUAGCCGGUUUUUCUGUUAUAAAUUUGGUUUUUGCAUUG
Messenger RNA from Eucalyptus grandis, 893 nucleotides. RefSeq names its product glutathione transferase GST 23. The transcript is spliced from 2 exons. Gene Ontology annotation, cellular component: cytoplasm. Gene Ontology annotation, biological process: glutathione metabolic process. The record is from RefSeq and is a predicted model, not a curated record. NCBI's taxonomy places the organism in Eukaryota, Viridiplantae, Streptophyta, Magnoliopsida, Myrtales, Myrtaceae. The coding region runs from base 84 to 758 and encodes 224 amino acids. Gene Ontology annotation, molecular function: glutathione transferase activity.